This is a messenger RNA of Prunus armeniaca (apricot), 396 nucleotides long. Lineage: Eukaryota; Viridiplantae; Streptophyta; Magnoliopsida; Rosales; Rosaceae. The record is from the annotation of a GenBank genome assembly.
AUGACAUCAAGGGAAGAUGAUGUUCGCUGUGAUGAUGAUAGGAACCAUACCCCAUUGCUCAUAGCGGCUAGAUACGAAAUAUCAGAAAUUGUGAAUAAGAUGUUGGAGUUACACCCUCAAUCGGUUGAGGCUCACGAUAUUGAUGAGCAACAAAACAUUUUGCACGUGGCCAUUAUGCAUCGCUGGUUGGAGAUCUUUAAGCUUAUUAAAAAGAGCAAAUCAAUAACAUCAAGGAUGGCUAUGAAGAUUGACCGCAAUGGCAACACCAUACUGCAUCAAGCUGCAACUAUGAGAUAUUACUCUGCAGACACUCAGCGUCUAGGUGGGCCAGCGUUACAAUUGCAGGACGAAUUGCGUUGGAUGGCGGUGAGUGUCAUGAGUUUUGUAAUUGAUUGA